Messenger RNA from Effrenium voratum, 2350 nucleotides. Lineage: Eukaryota; Dinophyceae; Suessiales; Symbiodiniaceae. The record is from the annotation of a GenBank genome assembly.
GUCCGACAAAUAUAUCAGCGUCAAGGACACCGCUGCAGAUGGCACGGCCCAGGUGGUUGUUGUGGACAUGCACAACAACAAUGCGGUGAGCAAGCGCCCCAUGAAGGCAGAGGCGACGCUCAUGAAUCCACAGGACAACAUCAUCGCCCUCAAGGCAGCCACGGAGGGCCAGCCUGGGCACUUCGUUCAGAUCUUCAACUUGGACACGAAAGAGAAGCUGGGAGUGUACCAGUGCCCCGAGCAGAUUGUCUUCUGGCGCUGGUUGGCACCAAGGCUUUUGGCCUUGGUUUGCUCUCAGGACGUAUUCCACUGGAACUUGGCCACCGCCAACUCCCAGCCGGAGAAAAUCUUCCAGCGCGCUGGGAAGCUGGCGGAAUCGGGCACCCAGAUCAUCAACUACACAGCCAACAGCCAGGUGUCCUGGUGCCUGCUGACGGGCAUCUCCUCACAGGACCAGGGCAGGACCAUUGACGGCAACAUGCAGCUCUAUAGCGUGGAGCGGAAGCAGCAGCAGCUUUUGGAGGGACACGCAGGCAGCUUUGGCAACGUUUUUGUGGACGACGGCGGCGUGCGUGCCGGGGUCUUCGCUUUCCAGGAGAGGAAGGCCGGCACCACCCAAACCAAGCUGCACGUCAUGGACAUCCUGAAGAACCGCGGGGAGUCUGCGCCGCCCUUCAAGGUGCAGGUGGAGAUCGCCAUGCCGCCUGAGGCGCCCUCGGACUUCGCGGUGGGCCUGCACUUGAGCGAGAAGCACGGCGUGAUUUUCAUGAUCACCAAGGCCGGCUAUCUCUUCAUGUUUGACGUCGCCACGGGAACCAUGCUGGUGCGAUCCAGGGUCUCUCAGGAGACCGUGUUCAUCACGGUGGGCAGCGCUUCCAGCGGUGGCAUCCUUUUUGUGAACAAGCGCGGUGCCGUGAUGAGUGCCAAGGUGAACGAGAACGCCAUUAUCAACUACAUCAUGAACCAGCUGGUGCAGAUCCCGAACCGACAGGACAUCGCCUUCAACAUGGCGAAGCGUUUCGGCCUGCCUGGAGCGGACGAGCUGUUUCAGCGGCAGUUCAGCACGCUCUUUGCCUCCGGGGACUACAAGGGCGCCGCCCUGAUCGCUGCGCAGUGCAAGAGCGGGCUGCUGCGGACUCCGCAGACCAUCCAGCAGUUCAAGAGCGUGCAGGCGCCACCGGGACAGUCCUCGCCGAUCCUGCACUACUUCUCCACGCUGCUGGAGCACAACAAGCUCAACGCGCUGGAGUCUGUGGAGCUGGUGCGGCCUGUGGUGCAGCAAGGCCGCCGGGAGCUCAUCGAGAAAUGGCUGAAAGAGGACAAGCUGGAAUGCACAGAGGAGCUAGGCGACAUUGUGCGGCCUUUGGAGACAAAGUUCGCCCUGUCCAUUUACUUGCGGGCGCAGAUUCACCAGAAGGUGAUCCAGUGCUUUGUGGAGCUGGGGCAAAUCGACCAGAUCGUUGCAUACGUGAAGCGAGUGGGCUACCAGGCGGACUACUCGCAGCUGCUGCAGAACAUGGUGGCCAGUAACCCGGAGGGUGCCACCAACUUUGCCAAGAGCCUCCUGGAGGGACAGAACGGAGUGCCGCUGAUCGACAUCAACCAGGUGGUCAAGGUCUUUAUGGACCAGAACAGGCUGCAGGAGACCACCUCUAUUCUUUUGGACGCCCUGAAGGCCAACAAGCCUGACCAGGGCCACUUGCAGACUCAGCUGCUGGCCAUGAACCUGCAGCAGGCGCCCAAGGUGGCUGAGGCGAUCCUGCAGAUGAACAUGUUCACCCACUACGACCGCGCCUACAUUGGCCAGCUCUGCGAGAAAGCGGGCCUCAUGCAGUGGGCUAUGGAGCACUACACUGAUGGGUCUGACCUGAAGCGUGUCAUGAUGCAUGCUCAUCAGAUGACGCCCGAGUUCUUGAUCCAGUACUUCUCGCGGCUCGCACCAGACACCGCCUUGGAGUGCCUCACGGAUCUCAUGCGUCACAACCGACAGAACCUGCAGGUGGCGGUGAAGGUGGCCAUCCAGUACCACGAGCAGAUCGGAGCAGUGAAGAUUGUCGAGAUGUUUGAAAGCUUCGGGUCCAACGAAGGCAUUUUCUACUUCCUCGGUGCAAUUUUGAACACCAGCACCGAUCCGGAUGUGCACUUCAAGUACAUUCAGGCGGCCAGCCGUGUGGGCAACAUGCAGGAGGUGGAGCGGGUCUGCAGGGAGUCGCAGGUCUACGAUCCUAGCGCCGUGAAGAAUUUCCUGAAGGAGGCCAAGCUGCCGGAUCCUCGGCCGUUGAUCUACGUCUGCGACCUUCAUGACUUCGUGGAGGAGAGCUCACAGACUACCUCUACAAGAACUCGCUGA